CUGGUUACAAGGUUCUUCAAGCGCCAUGGACAUGCGAGAGAGGUUCUUGAGGCGCACUCGAAAAAGACUCUUCUGCUAGCGGAGGAGACGCGUUUCGGCACGAACGUCAUCAUGAUGGAGAGGCUGGUGGCACUGCGGGCCGCGUUGACAGAUGUUGUGGCCGACGAUCGCUGGCGCGAGACUGUUUGGUCGACCAGCAAGAUCCGCAAGGAUGCAGCGGAGGUCACUGCAUGUAUCGGCUCCCCUCCAUGGUGGGAGGAUUUGAGAGCUCUGUGCAAGAUGCUAGAGCCCAUCAUGGGCAUGCUGAAGUUGGUGGACAGCGACACACGCCAGAUCAGCAAGAUUCUGCGACGUUACGAGGAAAUGAUUGCAUCUUGUUUAUCCGCAUGUCGUGACAUUGAUCGGGAGCAGCAGGACGCUAUUGUGGAGGUGUUCCACAGGCGGCGCACCAUGUUCAAGACCCCCGCCCACACGGCAGCCAUGCUGCUAGAUCCAGAGUUCCGGGACGCGACGCUUUGUGACGAUGCRGAGGUGCAGCAGGCCUUGGUCGAGGCCCUUGUCCAGUUCGGCUACCMGGAGRAUUCGCYGCAGCACCGGGAGGUCCAACGAGCGGUCGCCAAGCUCCACACGAGGGAGCCCCCUUUCGAUGAGCUCACCAUGCGGCGAGCUGCGGAUAUCUUUGAUCACCCUGCCAGUUUUUGGUUCUCAAAGAAGGCGAAGUUCCCUCAYACGGCCGUGUUUGCAGGCAGGAUCCUUCGUAUAUGGGCGACCGCCUCACCGUGCGAGAGAGCGUGGUCUCGUUGGAGCUUCAUUCAUUCGAAGUCUCGCAACAGGUUGGAGGUUCCCCGGGCUGAGAAGCUUGUGCGGUGCCACUGGAACCUCGGGCUACUCGAUCGACCUUCGUUGUGCGACGAUGGUGUUGGAGAGAGGCCCGGCGUCUUCAGGAAAUGGGUGCAUUAUUGGCAGGCCGUGGAGGACGAGGCAGCCGUGGACCAGCARCUCGUCAGAGGCACCGGUGUUCUGGCGAAGGUGACCAAUGAGGAGUUAAGCCUCGCCAGAGAGAGGAUGCGCGCCAUUUCCCGCAUGGGAGCCGAGCGUCGGGUGGCGGAGUCGGACAGGAGGCGACGCAGGGCUGGUGGUCGGGGACGUGGCGGCCGUGGACGAGCAGGUGUCGGAGGACGUACACGUGGCAAUGCGGGUUCCGCUCCUCGGACUCGGCGACAGCGGACGGAUGGUGGCAUUCGCAGGGCCCGCAUGCGUUGGGACGAGGGUGACUUCUUGUUCGACAACACAUCCAGCGACGACGACAAUUUCUUUGCGUCGGGAACACAUGCAUCCACGGGUGAUGAUAGAGGUGACGCUGACGAUAGAGGCGAUGACAGAGGCGACGGUGAUGACAGAGAGGACGAGAUGGGAGAUCCUUCCAACGAGACGCAGCGCGACCCGGUUCAUGCAGAGGAGCUAGCCUCGAACACUGAUGUGAUAGUGACGGAGGAGGAUACAGGGUUCAGGAUCACUCAUCCCCGGUCACCAGCGCCGGUUGUUGGCACAGAGGAGGAGACGGAGUUCGGAGGACCCGGUCCACUCCGCCAGGCGCACACUCGGUGCACUCCAGCAAGCGCCCCAGUCCACUCCACAGGAGCGGGUUUGGAGGACRGCGAGGCACGACGUGAGCCGCCUCCUCACACGAGUGACGGCGGUCUAGAGGAGGGAGAGGUUGCACCCACUCCCACUUGUGGAAAGGACGGGGAGGACGAACGUCCUCCGACGGACCACCACGUCGGCCUCGACUGCCYGCCCGACAGUCUUCCGCCCACCGACGAGCUAUUCACCAUGGAUUCCGCCUUGGCAUCUCUGCCCGAUAUAUCGCUACUGAUAUCUCCCACUUUGCCGGUUGUGGCACCACCGGAGCCUGCUAGACGAGAUGACGCGCGUCGUGACAGAGGGUUUGACGAGUUCAGCGGCGACACGAUACUGCAUCCUCCAGAGCCCGACACUCCCGCCAUUUUUCAUGUCGGUGCACCGUGGGCGGUGGAGCAGGGGUUGGCGGAGGAGGUAGCACGGAACCGUCGUGGUGGACUGCACGUCGCAGCUCAACGUAGUAUGGAAGGUUCACUAGAGGCAGCGUCUGGAGAUUUUUUGGCGCAGGGGGGUCAUGGUUCGCAGCUGUUAUCGAACGGCGUGUCAUCAGUCCAUCCACCAGAGGAGGGCCCGCAGCAAGAGCCACAUCGAGGGCCAGCGGAGACUUUAGAGGCAAGGCCUCCCGGAGUUAUCCGCUCGGACGGAGGUGAGGGCGUGAGCGAGGAUACAGUGCAGCCAGGGAGCGCAGAUGGUGGACGGUCCUUCAGGGGGGGCAUCGAGCGCAGAGGGUCAUCGACCGCACACCCCAGCAUUGCCGCGCCGAGCGCAUUGCCUACGAGGUCUUUCUACGACGGUGCGGACAUGGACCGGAGGGCGGCCGAUAUCGGACAGACAUCAGCAUAUGGACCGGCAGAUGUGCCCGCGGGGGCGCGAUCGAUCGGCAACGUCGACGACAUUUGUCAUGAUUCCAUGAGAGCUUACGAGGAGCAGCAUGGGAGGCCUAUACGGGCCAAGACGAGCGAUGUCAACGACACCAGAACGGCAACUGCGAGGCUGUCACGGGCGAGGAAGAAGGGAACAGGUGUGUCGAUUGUGUAUCACCGGCGCCGCCUGCAUCCUUUUUUCCGCAACAGGGAUGAGACCAGACAGAUGCCAGCUGUCGCAGAUGGACAGGGGGGGGCGGAGGGAGGUGACAAAGUGGACGAAGCAGGUCGAGGUGAGAAGAGACGAGGCGGCACGAUCAUCCUCCACGACGACAGCUCUACAGCCGCUGAGGGCGGUGAGACCACAGGCGCCGACGAUCCUGAUGACUCCGAUUACGUCCCGAGGAUCCGUACGGCGGACAGAGAUGACGGCGGAGGUCGUCGCAUCGAGCCUGGGUCUGGAUGGACAAACCAGGCUGCACUGCACUCCAGGAUUCACAAGAGCGUGACAAGAGUGUUUCAUGAGCGGGACUAUCUAGACAAGGAGGGUGUGGUUAAGGAAGCCAAGGAGCUCAUUCAUCGUGCGUGGCUCUACUCCUGCUCCUAUGCGGAGUUGGCUAAGUACUACCACGAGGCGUACUCCUACUGGAGUUGCACUGAUGCCUCUCGCUUUCGAUCUUGUCUCUUGAGCGCAGUGUCGAGACUCCAAACAUCUGUUUUGCUCAGAGAAAUCCAACUGCUCCUCUUGAACGAAGAGACCAAGGGAACGUUCAAUGGCAACGAUCGACGUUCGGAAACGACUCACGGCGGAGGCGGCGGAGGCGGAGGCGGCGGCGGAGGCGAACCUUUCCAUCGUACCUCGGGGCCAAGAUCCGAACCUGCGCUCGAACCGGAAUGCAGGCAAGCCGUUGGAUUAGAAUGCAGACCAGCAUCGGGAUCGGGACCAGAAGGGCUGCGACCUGGCUGCGGAGGAGCGGGAUCCCGACAUCAAGUGGUGCUACUCCUCCAGGAUCAGAGGGCGAACCAUCACCCUGCAGCCGUGGAACUUAGGAGUACAAUCGAGUCCUCCGCCGUGGCGUUGUUUGCGCUGCUGUUGUUCAUUGCUGUUUUGCCCAGUCGGUGGCGAUGGUGGGUGAGGGAGGCAGAGGUCCGGUGGUGCAUGGAGGAACAUGAGCUGCUGUUGUUCAUUGCUGUUUUGCCCAGUCGGCGGCGAUGGUGGGUGAGGCAGAGGUCCGGUGGUGCGUGGAGGAACAUGACCCGGGGAGAUAACGCCACGGAAGAUUACUUCUUUGACAACAUUCGAAUGGGGGAGGGUGAAUUCAGAGGGAUAGUAGCGAUGGUGCAGCCACAUCUGGAGCGGCAACACACCCGAUACUGCACGUCUGUCCCGCCCGAUCAGCUCGUGGCAUACACCCUCUACAGGUGGGCGAUGGGCCAAAGUUAUGAACACUCUGCUGCAUCCUUUGGGAUUGGCCGGGAGACGGGCCGCGUAGCUGUGCGGGACAUCACCAUCGCUAUUUUGAGGGCGUAUCCCAACGAGAUAUCAUUCCCCACGGGGCAGCGUCUCGUGGAGGCUCUCGCGAAGUUUGAACAUAAGGUGUUUCCCUGUUGCUACGGGGCUAUCGAUUGUACGCAUUUGUACAUCGACAAGCCGGCCGGAGAGCCGGGCCAUCCGUAUUGCGACCGGCAUAGGCAAUUCUCCAUAGUUGCACAGGUCAUGGUCGGUACAGAUUUGCGGUUCUACGAUAUCUAUGCCAGCUGGCCAGGUUGCGUGCACGACGCCAGGGUCCUGCUCAACUCCUCGCUAUGGCAGAGGGCUGAAGGUGGGCAGGUGUUCAGGUCGGAUUCGUUUGUCCUGCCAACAGGGGUCGAAACACGAGGGUACCUGCUUGGGGACAACGGAUACCCGACACUGCCAUGGCUAGUGGUGCCCUAUGGCGGCCCGCAGGAGGAGGGGAGUGAUACGAAACUGUUCAACGAUAGGCAGAAGGCUUGCAGGGGGUGCGUUGAGAGAGCUUUUGGACGGCUCAAAAGCAUGUGGCGGCUCUUCUUGCGAACUCACAAGCCGCAUAUUGCCUCCAUGGCUCUCCAGUUCCGGGCGGCGUGUGUGAUACACAACCUCCUGAUCAGUGCAGGAGUUCAGAUAGACCCUGCACUCAAUGAACGCGGCGAGGACGACCGGCAGCCACCCCCACCCAGCACAGGUUGCGAGGGCUGCGGGUCGACGUGUCCGUGAUGGCCUUCGUGCACAAGUCGCAUGGCACGUGAGGGAGCGGGAGAGGGAGCAUGAAGUGUAGCAAGGGCCCCAUUGA
Molecule: messenger RNA, 4816 nt
Organism: Chara braunii
Lineage: Eukaryota; Viridiplantae; Streptophyta; Charophyceae; Charales; Characeae
Source: the annotation of a GenBank genome assembly